Parathielavia appendiculata is the source of this 2715-nucleotide messenger RNA. Its product is annotated as fungal transcriptional regulatory-like protein. Gene Ontology annotation, molecular function: DNA binding; DNA-binding transcription factor activity, RNA polymerase II-specific; zinc ion binding. The record is from RefSeq and is a predicted model, not a curated record. The transcript is spliced from 6 exons. Lineage: Eukaryota; Fungi; Ascomycota; Sordariomycetes; Sordariales; Chaetomiaceae. Gene Ontology annotation, cellular component: nucleus. The coding region runs from base 1 to 2715 and encodes 904 amino acids. Gene Ontology annotation, biological process: regulation of DNA-templated transcription; DNA-templated transcription.
AUGCCCCGCCCCCAAGUUAGCAUCGAGAGGUUGCCUACGCGCCGCAUGAGCAAUGAACCGCGAGAGUCCAUGAACUGCAAGUCAUGUCGGAAACGCAAGAUCAAGUGCAACCGCCUUCGUCCCGCCUGCGAGGCAUGCCAGGUAUUCCAGUGUCCAUGUAUCUAUGAUGCUGUACCGAAGAAGAGGGGCCCCAAAACCGACGUCCUGGAAGCAUUACUGAAGCGAGUCGAUGGGCUUGAAGCUCGGCUAAAGGAUAAGAAGGCGGAAGGAGAUGGAGAAAGCUCCGACAGUGCGGUGGUAGACGCCCCUGAGGCAUCCUCUUCGAGUCAAACCGCAUCAAAUGUGACUGCUGCGGCCAAACCCGAAACCGUUCAGGAGUCCCAGGAUUCGACCAUGUUUUCCCCAUUACAGCCGAGCCCGCAAUCCCCAGAAAUACACCCCGAAACAUUGCUCGAUAUCUAUUUCGCCCGCUUCCACGACAAGCCUUUUCAUAUUUUCGACGAGUCCACGUUAAGGCAGCGUCUCCAACUGAACCAAGUGCCAAGCUACUUGAUCAACGCUAUCUACGCGGUAGCGGCCCGGUAUGCGCCUCAUCCGAGCGGCUACCAGUCCGCCGUGAAGCUCAGCGAAGAGUAUUCUGCCAAAGCGAGGAUGGAAAUCGACACGGACGAACCAUCUGUGGACGCCCUACAGGCACUGGUGCUUCUCGUGACGGCCUUUACAGCCUCUGGCAAAGGCAAAAAGGCAUACAUGUUAUUGACAAUUGCGGUGGGGAUGGCCAUGGCUCUCGAGUUGCACAGAGAGCUGGAUCUCAACGCUCGUGUGACGCCGAUAGAGCGGGAGACCCGCCGGCGACUGUUUUGGACCUGCUACCUUCUCGACCGAUUCCUGUCUUGCGGCUCGAAGCGCCCUUCCCUCAUCUCGGAUCGGGCCAUCUUGCUCCGGCUGCCAUGCUGGUUUCCGAGCCCGGGUUCACUGCCCAUCGAAGGAGACUUUUUCCAGAGCUAUACCAACCUACAGCACCUGCAAGGCGGAGGAGGUAGGAAGUCUCAGGGAGGCAGUGGGAUGCUCAUCGAUAUCUGUCGCAUUCUCGGUGCUACGAAUCAGUACUUGGCAGCUGGCGGCGUCAAAGGCGACUCUCACUUCCCGUGGCACUCGUUGUCCAACCUCUCCAAGAUCCGCCAAGACCUGGAUGUGUGGGCGUCCGGGACCCAGGACGUGUUUUCUAGCGUCGAGUCGCUGUUUGGCCAGCCGGACUCCACGCUGCUUGUGCUCAGCAAGCUAAUCUAUCAUCUUAUUCACUGUCUCAUCUACCGUCCGUUCCUCCCCAUUGAUUUGGCGGAGCUCGCGGGGUCGGGCCAGCACCAGUCAUGGCAAAUCGAAGCUACAAACAUGUGCUUCCUCCACGCAAACGCCAUCGCGGAGCUCGUGGAGCUGGGCAAGCAGACUGCUUCGGUCGAGUGGCCCGCCUUUGUGGGAUACUGCAUCUGCACGGCCGGCACGGUUCACAUACACGGCGCCCAUUACAGCCGGAUAGGCUCGCCGGGGGAGAUGAACGUGUUCAGCUCUUCGGCCGAUUUUUUAUCGAGGGAGAUGCAGCAGCUGAGUGAGCUGCGGUAUGCAUGGGCGAGUGUCCAACACCAGCGCGAGACGCUUCAGGGCAUCUACAACGCCCACUCGGAGCUCAUCAAGAGCCUGGCCCAAAGCCCUGUCCGGUAUUCGCCAGUUUUCACGCUUGAGGAUUUCUUUGACCGUUAUUCCAACAUUGGAGGGCCGGGAGGGCAAAGCUUCAGCUUUGAUUCGGCCAAUCUGAGCCUUUCCGACGUCGUGGUGGACUUCACAACCGACACGUAUCCAGGUCAAGGCCUCUACGCGCCACGGCUCAGCCCGUCCGAUCCUGGCCCACCCCGACCGAACCUCAAAAGAAAGAACACGGCUCCGUCUGGCCGCCCAAGGCCAGAGUUGAAAAAUCUCAUGUCCCUCAACGACAUGAACCCGCCACCCACGCCGUCCUUGUCCACGCCAUCGACGGUCAACCGCCCUUCGUUAUUCUCGCCGGCAUCGCUACCGCCUCACCCAUCACCAGGACUGCUUCACACCCCUACAUCACUAGCGUCGCCGCACGGAGCCCCGCCGCAGAACCGACACAUGAGCAUAUCGCACGGCGCCAUGGUCGGAGGGAACGCCGGCGGAGACGGCCUCGGAGCAUUCCCGCUCGGCAACGGCGUCGGAGGCAACCACCAGUCCAACGAUUUGGGUGGCCACCACCACGGGUUUGCAGCAGCAGCAGCAGCCAUGGGCACCACCACCACCACCAGCUCCUUCAACCCGUCUUUUACCUUUGUGCAUCAGCUCCCCGGCGGCUCUUCGGCUGCGACAGGAGCGGGGGCCGGACCCAGCCGCGCGCCCCAGCAGUCACAGCCGCAGGGGUUUGAUCCGAUGUUUGGCGGGAUACCGACGAAUGCAUUCUCGACGCCGACGCCGUGGCACGGCGACGAGGGCGGGGAUGCUGGUGGUGGUGGUACGAGGCCAGGCGGCGGCGGCACAGGGGCUACGCCCAAGGACACGAGCCCCAACGAGAGCGCGGCAACGACGGGCCCGGGGGAGGAGAAGGAUCCGUUUCUGAGUCUGUUGGAGCAGCUGGCAGAGAAUGAGUCGUUUAUGGGGGGGAAUGAGUUGGAUUUCUUUUUGAACGGAGGGCCGAGUUCGGGGUGA